CGACCCGUCGAAAAUAUCCACCAAUUGAACGGCGAACCGUUUGGGACGAGCAGCGCACGUAGACGGACUUUAUUGGCAUUGGAUUCACCAUUAGACUUCGACACAUCACUCAACCUUCAAAACGAUACGGCUGCAGUCAACUGAGAGUGUGGAUGCGUUGAACGAGGAUAGCAUCUGGACCGGAAAAUGUCACUUUGGGUGUCGUCGUCGUCGUCGUUUUCGUCAGCUCUGUGGCAGACCUUAGCGUUGACGGUGCUAUUGAUGCACUUGGGAUGCAUCGCUGCCGGAACUGCUAAACCUGUGCGACAUCCUGAGGGACUUCCGGAGAUAAAAUCAGCUAAGGAGUUGCAGUCACUGAUGUCCGGCGUAAACUAUCUGUUGCAUAACGCCAAUCAGGAUUUCAACUCCAUAAAAAAUUCCACCACUUCUCUGCGGAAGAAUUUCAACGAAUAUUCCAAUAAAACUGCCCGCCAUGCAUGGCCGUCAGCCCGAAAGCAACACAUCGAAGAAGGAGAUUUGCGUGAAGAAGCUGAACGAUUACAGACCAGAAUGCAAAAGUUCAGAAAACAGAUGCAAACAUUCAAACCAAUUGUUCAAAAGCUGCGGGAUCCAGCGGUAAGAAGUUUUGCUCGGGAUGUGCCCACCAAGAAACAGAUGGACCAAAAUAUCAAACUGUACGAAAUAAUGAUGCACCUGAUCAGCACCUUCAUCGAGUGUCCGAUGCACAUUCUGGAAGUUCUGAACUCAUCGGAGGAUGGUGGGAACGGCUCGUCGAUUCCUUACGAUGGUGAGCCGCCAGAGGAAACUAUGUACCCGGAAUAUUACUGAGGGCAACGAGUGUAAGAAUUAGUAUAACUAUUGUUCAUUGCGUUCGUUUUUACACACACAAAAUCUUAGUUAACUCUAGUUGUUCUGUGACGAAACACUGUUGUGAAGAGAUAAUAAAGUCAAACAUAUCAUGCGCAUCGUA
This is a messenger RNA of Aedes aegypti (yellow fever mosquito), 970 nucleotides long. RefSeq lists its product as uncharacterized. The transcript has 2 exons. Lineage: Eukaryota; Metazoa; Arthropoda; Insecta; Diptera; Culicidae. The record is from RefSeq and is a predicted model, not a curated record. Bases 187 to 828 code for a protein of 213 amino acids.